AUGAUAGAAAAUAACCUAACUUAAUGUAACAUUCAAAAAAGCUAAUAAAAAUUACUAAAAUUAGUAGAAAUAAAAAUACAUUCAUCAGACUUAGUACGUUCUCGUUAAAGUGAAAAAUGCCUUAUAAAUAUAUAGGUAGGACCAUAGAUCAUAAAGGAAAAACUAUAUGGGAAAUAGUGGGAAAUUUAAAAAAUUUUGGUGUGGGGCGUAUGAUUGUUAGAAACAGUUUUGAGCGUUACCCAGAAAAAUCGUACAUGAGAAUUCUGAAAGUAGAAGCUCUUCCAAAUCCAGCAAAACCUUCCAUGGAUGAACGACGUAAAGUAAAAGUUUAUAUUGAUGAAGUAUUUCGAGGAAACAAAUGUCCCGAACAUUCAAUGAUAAAUUUAGCAAGUUAUAAAGCAGAUUAUAAGCUAAUUCCCAAAGAUGAAGAAGCUAAUUACAUUGACAACAAAGCAUUAGCAACAAGGAUUGUUCCGAGAACAGUAGAAUUACCUCCCUUACUCAAAGAACUAGUUAUAAGAGAAAAUUUAGCUAAUGGAGAUCCAGCUGAAAAAGACAAUGAAGUUGAAGUAGCUUAUGUUCAAGGUCCCUAUGCCAGAUAUCGAAUAGCAAAAGAAGGUGAAAAACCCGAUUUUGAAAUAACAAUGGGGCUUGGAACUCCUGCAUCUCCUAGUUUGUAUGAAGGCAUUGGCUUAGAUUUUUCCAAAUAAUUAUCUAUUAAAACCAUAAUUGAUAGCUGGUGAUGUAAUUACAGGUGUGUAGUAGGUUUCUAAAAAGGCAACUUUUUUGAAAGAAUAAAUUCAAAAUACCUUAAAGAAACAGAGCAGCAGUUCAUUAUUGACCAAGUUUACAUCAGGUCAAGAGCUAUGGUAUUUUAGAAAUAAAAUUUUUUUCAAUGUAAUUUCAAGAGAUUCAUAUGAAAUAAAGAUAUUAGUAUA
Molecule: messenger RNA, 938 nt
Organism: Coccinella septempunctata (seven-spotted ladybird)
Lineage: Eukaryota; Metazoa; Arthropoda; Insecta; Coleoptera; Coccinellidae
Gene: mRpS34
Product: 28S ribosomal protein S34, mitochondrial
Exons: 2
Coding region: 117-710 (197 amino acids)
Biological process (GO): mitochondrial translation
Cellular component (GO): mitochondrial small ribosomal subunit; mitochondrion
Molecular function (GO): structural constituent of ribosome
Source: RefSeq, a predicted model, not a curated record